Aspergillus glaucus CBS 516.65 is the source of this 517-nucleotide messenger RNA. RefSeq lists its product as uncharacterized. NCBI's taxonomy places the organism in Eukaryota, Fungi, Ascomycota, Eurotiomycetes, Eurotiales, Aspergillaceae. The coding region runs from base 102 to 386 and encodes 94 amino acids. The record is from RefSeq and is a predicted model, not a curated record. The transcript has a single exon.
UCAACGCACAUCCAUCUGAACCUUCCGCACCUGCAUCCAAGAUUGAUUUCCCAACUUGACCAAGUACACCUUCAACCUCAGUUAGUGCAUGAACUGAAUCCAUGCACUUCAAGAAACCUCCACCCAGCAUCCAGAAUGUCUCCACCUUCAACACUUCAGGCAACAAGGAACUCAAGACAUUCAUGAACAAAUUGACAAAUCACUUUGAGAUGUAUCAUGACUAUUUUGCACUCAAUGAAAAAGGCAAGAUAGCAACUGCAGCAGCAUUCCUCAGCAAUGACUUGAUCAAUCACUGGAUGCAUGAGAGGAAGAGCAAUCCAGAUGCUACUUGGGAAACUUUUCAAGCCUUCUGCCAAAGAGAAACUGCAGAUCCAUGUCUCCAAUGAUGCAAUGCAGCACUAAACUACCAUAGGGCAAACCAAAGAGAAUAUCAAUCAGUAACUGAAUUUGCCAAUGUUCUGGACAGCCUGGAAGAGCAAGCAGGACUGAGUUACAAAGACCACCAAUGAAAAGUACA